Messenger RNA from Sapajus apella (tufted capuchin), 2296 nucleotides. Its product is annotated as putative coiled-coil domain-containing protein 144C. The transcript has 8 exons. The record is from RefSeq and is a predicted model, not a curated record. Bases 266 to 2296 code for a protein of 676 amino acids. NCBI's taxonomy places the organism in Eukaryota, Metazoa, Chordata, Mammalia, Primates, Cebidae.
UUAAUAAACCAAGUUCUCACAGAAGGCAAAAUAUGUAAUGGAGAUUGCUGAGUGAAUCAAGGUAAGUAAUAGUAAAAAUACAAAUGUAGAGAAAAGUGAGAGAUUAUAGCUAUUGAGACUUACCUAAAUGACUUGUAAGCAUAGGAUGUGUAAAGUAUAAUAAGCCCUGACUGAAUAGUGUGUUUUUCAGAAAGAAGAAGACAUGCUUCUGUGAAGAAGGAAUAUAUACAAGUUAGUCAAACUUGUGGUAUUUACAUCCUAAUAAAUGAAAACUUUAUCUUCAUAUUUUUCAGACUGGCAUUCUACUAGUUUGAACUUCAAAGAAAAGACUUGUCAAAGAUCUGAACAUUUGAAAGGUGAUGAUAAAUGUCCAUCUGAAUCACCGUCAAUGACCGAAAAGAAGUUGGCAUCCACAGAACUGAGACAGACAAACUUAAUAGAUGAAGAAAAGUUGAAUACUGGAGUUGUAGUUAUAUUUGAGAAUGACACGGUCCACAACCUGUGUGAAUCAAAGUUAUCAGAAGGCAAAGGGAUCAAAGAAGCAGAACAAGUCUUAGCAGUGAUAUCAGAGGAAGAGCAAGAAAGCCUUGAAGAAAGUGAAAACAACCAGCUACAAAUUUCUCAUUGGCAUAAGAAAGAAAAAGAUCUGUUGCAUGAAAAUUGCAUGUUGCAGGAAGAAAUUACCGGACUAAGACUGGAAAUAGACACAAAGGAAAAUAGGAACCAGCAAAAGGAAAAUAAAUAUCUUGAGGACAUUGAAAUUAUGAAAGCAAAGAAUGAUUUCCUUCAAAAUGCUUUGACACUGAAAGAGGAAACAUUAACAACAACGAUAUGUCAGUACAGUGUACAGCUUGAAGUUUUGACAGCUGAGAAUAAAAUGCUCACUUCUAAAUUGGAGGAUAAAAAUCAAAACCAGGAGAGAUUGGAAACAGAAAUUGAAUCAUAUCGUUGUAGACUGGCCGCUGCUAUACAGGAUUGUGAUCAACAUAAGGCAUCAAAAAGAGAUGCAGAACUCGGUUUCAAGACAGCAAGACAAGAGUGGUUUCAUUUGAAGGAAAAAAUGAAUUUUGAUAUGAGUAACCUAAAUGAUGAGAACAAGAUGCUUUCUGAAAAACUUUCUAAUGCUGAAAAUAAAAUCAGAAGCCUCAAAAUGAAGUACCACCACAUAAAAGAUGCUCUAAGAGAGAAGACAUUGGUUUUAGAAGGUAUCCAAAACAAAGAAGGCAAAGUGAAUAAACACAUUCAAAAGCAAGACUCUCUAGAGGAGAGAUUAUCUCAAAUACAAAAUGAAAAUUUGUUACUUCGACAGCAACUGGAUGAGGCUGACAAGAAAGCUGACAAUCAAGAACAGACAAUAAUUAAUAUCCAAGAGCAAUUUAUUGCUAUUGUCAAAAUUCAAGCUGAGAGUAAAAAGCAAAGUCUUCUACUAGAGCAGAAAAACAAUGAAUUAGUCAAUAAAUGCAAUUACUUAAAAGAAAGAUUGUGCAAAUAUGAAAAAGAGAAAGCAGAAAGAAAUGAAACUGUGAGACAACUUCAAAAACUGGCUGGUAUUGAAAAAAAAAAACCUAUGUCAGAGUCUUCACUAGAGGCUUCACUGUGUUAUCAUGUUAAUUUAGAUGAAACACAGGACUCAAAGAGGAAAUCAGGUCAAAUCAGAAGUCAAAAAUAUGAAACACUGAAGAAGGAUGAGAAGUUGGAAGAAGAACUAGUAAACCUUGAAAGUUACAUGGAAAUGAAUAUGUUAGAACAUAGUCCAUUGAAACGCUGUAAACAGGAGGAUGAAGAAAGAGCAAGUCAGAAGAUAGCAGAACAAUUAGAAAAAAUCAAUCAAUUUAUACAGACACAGAAAAUAUCUCAAGAAAAGUUACAGAGGUUAAGAGAGGAAAACAGUGCUUCCAUGAAAAAUCAGAUGGAACUUGUAAUUAAAGCUCUGAAACUUGAAAUCUAUAAGGCAAAAACUUCACAAGCAGACUACAGUACAACAGAAUUGGAAAAAUAUAAGAAACUGUAUCUAGAACAAUUAAAACUGAGAGAAUCUAUAUCAGAUGAACAAGGAAAACGUGAAAAAAUUCUAGCAGAUGUCAGUACCAGACUUCAAGAAAAAGAGCAGAGCAAAUCUUUAUUUACUUCUCAUACUGCAAGGCCAGCCCUGGAGUUAGCAUGCAAUGGAAAUCUUAAUGAAAAUUUAGGUCUGAACAGAAUACAUGUUCCAAGAGAAACCUUAAGGAUUUCUACCUCAAGCUUACUGUCCUCAGAUAACAGAAUGGAGAACGACUUGCCAAAGGUUAGCUUUUAA